AUGGCUGCGACUGCUCCACCCGUUCCCAAGCUCGAUCGGUAUGUGGUCAUCCACGUGGCGACCACCUGCGAUGAACACGGUGUCUAUGUGACGAAAGAUUCUGCGGAGGUGAUUGAGCUGGGCUGGAUUCUGCUGGACAGCAAGACUUGUGACGAGCUCUAUCGAGAGAGUGUGCUCGUCAAGCCCGUGAACACUCCUAUCACACCGCUGUGCACCAGCCUCACCACUCUGACCUGGGAACAUGUUCGCAACGCCGGUUCCUUCCGGGAUGCUAUCUCGCGAUUUGACCAUUUCGCCCAGGAGCAUCUUAUAUCCAAAAACCUGGAGUUCUCGUUUGUGACACUGGACGCCUGGGACUUGCGGGUCCAGUUGCCGCGGGAGGCUCGAGACAAAGCAGUCGUCCUACCGGCCUACCUGCAACACUCGCGGACCUUUGACCUGCGCUCAGAGUACGCCCGGUGGCAACAGCACCAUCCAGAGUCCCUGCCAUUUGGGCCCAGCUCUCUAGCAAACAUUUGUGCAGCGUUGGAGGUGGAGCCUGUGCAAUCGUCGGCCCCAAUCAAGCACAACCUGCCCUUCCAUCUGCAGGCCCUGGCGCCUGCCUCCCCUCGCCGGGCCAUGGAAGAGGCGGUCACCCUCGCCAGGGUGCUGCGAGGCCUGAUUCGGAAGUCUCAGCCCGCCCAUGAACAUCCAGAGGUUCUCACUCGCCCCAUGGACGCCCGAGCCGAUGUCAACGCCUUCUUGAAGGAACGCAGCAAAGUCCUCCACAUGAACGGCCUGCCGCACGACACGACCCAGUCGGAACUGGAAAGCUGGUUUACUCAAUUUGGAGGACGUCCAAUCGCCUUCUGGACCUUCCGUACUCCGGAUCAGCAUAAGCCAACAGGCUCAGGUUUCGCCGUCUUCUCUUCACAUGAGGAGGCCGCUGAAAGUCUCUGCAUGAACGGACGCGCUCUCAACGAGAAGGCCAUCGAGGUCUCGCCUUCAUCAAGCCGAGUCCUCGAUCGUGCCGCCGACAUCCUCACACCCUUCCCUCCCAGCAAGAACCGACCAAGGCCGGGUGAUUGGAACUGCCCUUCUUGUGGCUUCUCCAACUUCCAACGCCGUACUGCUUGCUUCAGAUGUUCAUUUCCGGCUGCGGGUUCUGGAGCGGGUGACCCUUACGGAUACAAUGCCUACGGCUACGGCCCCUCUCCUCAUAUGAUGGGUCAUCCUCCUCACAUGGGACAUCAUGGUCAUGGCAUGGGACACCAUGGGCGAGGCGGGGCUGGCGUCGUUCCGUUCCGCGCUGGUGACUGGCGCUGUGGCGCGGAAGGAUGCUCUUACCACAAUUUCGCCAAAAACGUCAACUGUCUGCGUUGCGGCGCUCCUCGGUCUGGAGCAGCUGUCGUGGUGGACUCGUCUUACCCAUCGCCAAUGGGCCCCCCGUCAGAGUUCAGCGGCAUUGCCAGCAACCCUGGACCGGCUCCUUACGGGGCUGGUGCUGCUGCCUUUGGGUCGGGCGCCGCCUUUGCUCAGCCUCCGCCCAGCCAGUACGGUAUGCCCUCCGGUAUGGGUGCGCCAGGUGCCGGGUUUCCCCAGUUGGGCGGCAUGACUCCGAGCUACGCCUCGAGCAACAUGUCUCACUCGUCUUUCGGCCCGGCUGCCCAGGCUGCUUUCAGUGGCGCGGCCGACACCACUGCCCCUGUCAACGUGCCCCAGAAUGGCUUUUAUGGAAAUGAACCCAACAAUGAUCCCUUCGCAUUCCUUUCCGCCGGUCUGGGCAACUUGAGCGUCGGUGGCGAGAAUCAACCACCUCGCCGCAAUGGCGGUCCUCAAAGUGCUAAGAGUCCUGCCUAA
This is a messenger RNA of Exophiala dermatitidis NIH/UT8656, 1839 nucleotides long. RefSeq lists its product as uncharacterized. The transcript is spliced from 4 exons. The record is from RefSeq and is a predicted model, not a curated record. Bases 1 to 1839 code for a protein of 612 amino acids. NCBI's taxonomy places the organism in Eukaryota, Fungi, Ascomycota, Eurotiomycetes, Chaetothyriales, Herpotrichiellaceae. Gene Ontology annotation, molecular function: 3'-5'-RNA exonuclease activity; RNA binding.